AUGAUUCGUACUCUUAUCAUACUCGCAAUUUUCAUCAUCGUAAGCGAAUCGGCCGUCCCGAAGCCUCUUCCAGUAACGUACACAAAGCAGAAAAAAUAUUCGGCUUGUCAGGAUUACUGUGCAGGACAAUCGAUCUCAACGAGUACAGGUUUUGACUUUAAAAAGGCAAAAUGGACAUUAUGCAAUUGUCCGAUUGGGCAAGGAUCGCAUGUUUGGCAAGCCACUCCGUGCUUUGAUCAAUGCGUGGAGCGAUGUGUGACGACGUUGGGAGUUUGUUCGACCAAAUUCACGUUGAACCUCUUGUAUCGCGGAGAAUGUUGCACAACUGCGAACCGCAAUGCGACAAUUAAACAAGAUUGCUUUGCUGAAACGGGUGGCGCCUGUUAUUGUAAUCAACAAUGUGGUGGUGGUGGUGGUGGUGGGCCGAUUGGAGGACCGAUUGGAAAGAGA
Mesorhabditis belari is the source of this 450-nucleotide messenger RNA. Lineage: Eukaryota; Metazoa; Nematoda; Chromadorea; Rhabditida; Rhabditidae. The record is from the annotation of a GenBank genome assembly.